AUGCGCGCCACGAGGGCGCCCACCGCCUCGCAAAUCCAGAACCCACCCCCGCCGCCGUCGACGACCAAGUCUGGUCGUUUCUUCAAAGGAGGACUCGGAGCACUAGGGCAUGCUCUCAGGGGCAAGACGGCCGGCGCCUUCGGGCCCGACCUCGCCAAGAAGCUGGCACAGCUGGUCAAGAUGGAGAAGAAUGUCAUGAGAAGUUUGGAGUUGGUCGCAAAGGAGCGCAUGGAAGUAGCUCAACAACUCUCCAUUUGGGGCGAGGCCUGCGACGAAGACGUUUCGGAUGUCACGGACAAGCUGGGAGUGCUGCUCUACGAAAUCGGCGAGCUCGAGGAUCAAUAUGUCGACCGAUACGACCAGUACCGCGUCACCAUGAAGAGUAUUAGGAAUAUUGAGGCUUCGGUGCAGCCCAGCAGAGACAGAAAGCAAAAAAUCACCGAUCAAAUCGCCCAGCUCAAGUACAAAGAACCCAACUCCCCCAGAAUAGUCGUCCUCGAGCAGGAACUCGUCCGUGCCGAGGCAGAGUCCCUCGUUGCCGAAGCCCAGCUCUCCAACAUCACCCGCGAGAAGAUCAAGGCCGCCUACACCUACCAAUUCGACGCCCUGCGCGAACACUGCGAAAAGGUGGCCAUCAUCGCCGGCUACGGAAAGCAUCUGCUCGAACUCAUCGACGACACCCCCGUCACACCAGGUGAAACCCGCGCUGCGUACGACGGCUACGAGGCUAGCAAGGCCAUUAUCCAAGACUGCGAGGACGCGCUCACCAACUGGGUCACGCAAAAGGCGGCCGUGUCUGCUAAGCUCUCCACUCGCGCCCGGACUCUCUCGACCAGACGCAGGAACAACAUCAAGGCACGCAGUGAGGGCUUGGACCUGUCGGGUCAGGAUGCGCCGCUUAAUGAUCAGGAUGGAUGGGUUCCUGCGGGACAUCACCAACAUCAUAAAGAUGAGUAUAGUGAGGACGAGGACGAGGACGAGGAUGAGUUGGAGGGGAGGACGAGUCAUUCGGUGCUGGGGAGUGAGGCGGGGUUGAACGGAGGGGAGACAAGGGGACGAAGCCAAGAGGCGGUUGUUGCUUAG
Messenger RNA from Podospora anserina S mat+, 1083 nucleotides. RefSeq lists its product as uncharacterized. The record is from RefSeq and is a predicted model, not a curated record. Gene Ontology annotation, biological process: eisosome assembly; endocytosis; negative regulation of protein kinase activity. The coding region runs from base 1 to 1083 and encodes 360 amino acids. The transcript is spliced from 5 exons. NCBI's taxonomy places the organism in Eukaryota, Fungi, Ascomycota, Sordariomycetes, Sordariales, Podosporaceae. Gene Ontology annotation, molecular function: lipid binding. Gene Ontology annotation, cellular component: eisosome filament; plasma membrane.